This is a messenger RNA of Hymenoscyphus albidus, 1766 nucleotides long. Lineage: Eukaryota; Fungi; Ascomycota; Leotiomycetes; Helotiales; Helotiaceae. The record is from the annotation of a GenBank genome assembly.
AUCGAACUAUGCGAUGUGCAACGAAACGACCCUUCCUGCAUCAACAAGAAUCCCUAUUCCCUGAACCAACCAUAGCCAAUCACACAUCAAUCGGGUUGCACUGCACGUCCCGCCGGAAAUACCGUUACAGUAUCGAGGGCGCGCAUCCAAAUAAAUUUCAUCAAUUUUCAAGUACAGGAACGACGACGGUUAAUUGACACGCCCCAUCAUUCACGUAGGCAGGGCGUUAACCAAGGAUUUGAACAGGUUCGAGAGGGAUAAAACACAACCCAAGCUCGUGCACAAUGGGGAAGAACAAGCGCGGCCUCCAAAAGACAUCCUCCAAGAAAUCAAAAGUCCAGCACGUCAAAAACUCCAAACCAACAGGAAUCUCCAAAUCUCUCUCCAAAACCAAGAAAAUAACCGAUCAACCACCACCUUCAGCGAAGAAACCACAACAACAGCAUAUCAAACCACCAACCAUCCCCUUCCACCCAAAUGACAGCAUCCUCCUAAUAGGCGAAGGAGACCUCUCCUUCUCCGCCUCGCUAUGCACACACCACUCCUGCUCCAAGAUCCACGCCACAGUCCUAGAAUCCUCACUCGAGGAACUGAUUGCGAAAUACCCCGCCGUGGGAGAGAAUCCGGGUGCGGAGCAGAAUAUCAAGACCCUGGGAGAGGGAGGAGGAACAAUCCGAUGCGGUGUGGAUGUCAGUAAGAAGGGUCUGGGGAUGGGGAAGGUUAAAGAGAGAUGGGAGAGAAUAGUAUUUAAUUUUCCGCAUGUCGGAGGGAAGAGUAAGGAUGUGAAUCGACAGGUAAGGUAUAAUCAGGGUAUGUUUUGCUUUUUCUUCGCCUCUUCUGUUUUAUAUCGCUAAAGUAUGAGACAGAAUUACUAGUAGCAUUCUUCACCAAUUGCCUGCCUCUACUCUCUCCGACUCCCGGUUCCUCGUUUCUGAUUACGCUUUUUGAGGGGGAGCCUUAUACGUUAUGGAAUAUUCGGGAUUUAGCUAGACACAGCGGAUUGGAAGUGAAAAGGAGUUUUAGGUUUCAAGCAGCUGCGUAUCCAGGAUACAAACACGCAAGAACUCUGGGUGUGGUAAAAGGAAAAGAUGGCAAGGUUGGUGGGGGAUGGAAGGGCGAGUCAAGGAGUAGUAGGACCUAUGAGUUUGUUCGCAAAGGGGAAGGGGAAGUACAGGGACCUGGAAAGAAUAAGAAGGGCGAUGAUAGUAGUGAUGAUGAGGAUGAUGCCACAGAGGAAGAGAUGGUUGAUGUUGAAGAAGUGGGUGAUCACGGAGGGAUAGAGGACGAGAAAGAUGGAAAUGCUUCAGACGAUUACGAUUGAGAGGCUUUGUUUUGGUUGGUUUAUCCGCCAACUUAUCAUCAUCCAUAAGAGGAACGCCAGGGUUUCCUACCAUGCUUUUUGGAACCCACCCAUUCUAUAUUCUACAAGAUUGGAAUCACCCGAUUGCGACGCACAGAGCCGACCCCUAGCUAGGAUCUUGGUUGUCGCACGAUGAGUGGUUAUGUUGAAAUAGUCUGGAAAGAUGGCAGACUACCAUUCAUUGCUGCAGGGUCGCCAUUGAAUUGGUUUAACAACGCGCCAUUGGCUCUAUCCGACAUUGGUAACAAUCCUCUUCCCAGGUCACCCUCAGCAGGGUGUAAAGCAUAUUGGGAUGCAUCCAUUGAAUCACCGUCGAAAAUAACCAUAUUUUGAAUCGGCUGUUGGCGGGCACCAAGAACAUUGAUGACGUCUUGGGCCAAUUGACCACCUAGAACUGCAGUGACGG